Messenger RNA from Plasmodium coatneyi, 6738 nucleotides. RefSeq lists its product as uncharacterized. The coding region runs from base 1 to 6738 and encodes 2245 amino acids. NCBI's taxonomy places the organism in Eukaryota, Apicomplexa, Aconoidasida, Haemosporida, Plasmodiidae. The record is from RefSeq and is a predicted model, not a curated record. The transcript is spliced from 8 exons.
AUGAUUUCUGAUGAAGACUCGCCCUUCCUAAUUGAAAACUUAAAAAGAAUACUGCGGAGAGGAAACACAAAGGUCGUCCACGACAAAAGGAAGAAGUACGUUGACGAUGUCUUUGACUUAGCGCUUAGCAACUUGCGCUCAGGGAGGGGAAAAAUAGAAAAGUCGCCACAAAUAGACCUUAAGGGAGUAUCAAACAAGGUACGACAUGGUGAAAGUUACCUCGAAUGCGAAUCAUUAACCCUUUCGAAUGGGUUCUCGUCAGACGUGGCAAGCACCACAGAGGAAAGUGAACGACAUAAUAAGUGUACAUUUUCCGCAAAGGCGAAUUACGAUUCGGAAAAUUCUGAUGAUGAAGAACAUUUUGAGUGUUCCCCUGGAUUUAGGAACGACGAAGAGAUCAGACUCUUCAAUGAAAAUAUUAAGAGGAAGUUCUAUAAUGAUCUCCUCGACUAUUAUAAUGUACUAAAAUUAGAACAUUUUGAUGAGAGCCCCAAUUGUGGACAAUCAGCUUAUCCAUGUGAGGAUUUUGGGCUAAGCCAGGAUCACAGUGGAUGUGAAAACUCUCCAAGUGUGGGGAAGAAUGUGUUGGAUAACUCCCCCGUGGGAGCAAAACAUGUCGCGCCAGGAUGGGGAGGUCAGAGAAAGCAACAUAACCAUAAUAUAGGGGGAAAGACGCAACACCCCCUACUUACCAGUGAUAAGAAAUGUAUGCAGAGAAGUGGUGCCUCUAAAAAUAAUGCUCAUGGGAGGGUCACUCCAAAAUCUGUCCUUUCAAAUGGAAUGAUAAAAAGGAAGAAGGAAAUUUUAGAGAAUGCAUUUACAAAGUUGGAAGAUAAGCCCACUGCCACUCAAGACAAGAAAUUCGCAUCGUUCCUGCCAAGUUGUGGAGGCAUAGAAUGCGAUUCAGAAGGAGGAGAAAGGAAGAGUACCCACAAAGGGAGUAAUAAGCCUAAUGUAGAUUCGAAAGAGGCAAAGAGGGGAAACAAGGGACUUGAAAGUUGCGACGAUUUAGCGAAUGGCAAGAUAGAAGCAGCUGCUUCUUCCCAGCCCACUGAUGCUGAUAAAUCGAAAUACACAAAUGGGGGUAAAGCCUUACGAGAAAUUAUCGAUAAAGGAGGUGUUGCUAAAAAUGGCAAAGCUGACAGAGAAAAAAGGGGAGUUAGAAGGAUAAACUUAAAUAAAAACCAUAACCACUUAGAAAGAGAUGCCAGUGAGCUCUCAAGAGACACACCCCCCUGCGAUGAGAAGAGGAGUCAUGUGAGCCUUCAAAUUGGUGGUUCUAGCAGAUCAGGUCGUUCCAACCUAAAUGAAGAGAGAAAAAAUGGGAAUCUCCCACCUGACGGAGCAGAAUUAGACAGUAGUGAAACGAACGCGUCCUUAAGUAACGAGCUUAAGAAGGACUCCAAAAUGAGUAGGAAGCAUAUUUGUAAAAGUUCAACAAUUCUUUCGCGAAGAGAGCGGCCCAGUAUAAAUCAAAAGAGUAGUGAAAAAAUAGCUCAAGAAGGAGAAACGUCCGAUUCGAGUAAUGGACUAGAGAAAAGGAGGUUGUUUAUCAUGCAUUCGAGGAAGAAGACAGUGUACAAGGGGGAGUCCCAGAAAAAGCGAUUAAGGAAAAAUAAAGAAAAACUGAAGAAAUGUUCUAUGGAUUCUUUCGAUAAGGGGAGAGGAAAUAACUCCACGCGUGAAAAGAAAAAAGUGGAUCGUGGAAAAUGGGAAAAUAAAUCGAACAGUAGCAUAUUCGAGGGAGACUCUUUAGAAGGGGAAAUUCUGGAGAGGAAGAAAAGAAAGGGAAAAUUGCCGCGUCCGAAAGGGAGUGAGCAGUUCCUAUCUUAUGUGAACAGUAGAGGAAAUAAAACGAAGGUAGAGAAAUAUCAGGGGAGUAAGGUAAGCUCUGUGGAGUCCUCAAAAUCUGACAGGGAUGAAAGUAGUAGCAGUUCUCAUUUGAGGCCAAAUUCCGAGGGAUAUCGAACACAUGGUAGCAAAGGGAAUGACGAAGAGGUACUAGAAGGGAGACCUUUGGAGAUGCUAACGUUAUCCAUGAAGCGCUUUCAUUUUUAUAAAGGGGAAGGAGAUGAAGAGAAACUUAAAUUUUGCGAAAAGCAUCGUUCUGGUGAAAAAGUAGAGUUUGACCAAAAAGGAGAAUAUAUUUUUUGCGACAAAUGUAGGGAGAUUAAUGCAAAUAUGGCAGACGAGAAUUUGAAAAAUGGUGUCAGUGAAGACAUGAUGUCUAAGAGUGUUCUUGUGAGAAAACAGGAGGAUCAUCAGUACGCCAGAAAAGGAGAAGGUUCCAAUGAGGACAAUUCCUAUGUAACCCUAGAAGAAGUUUCAAAGAAUGGAGCGCAUAACUUCUACCUUCGAAGGAGCAGAUACACCAGUUUAAGGAGUAAAUCUAUUCGACUGAGCGGGGUAUAUGAUUGGGGUGAUCACUACUCAGGUUACAGCGAGGUGGAAGAGCACCAUCAUGAUCCGAAUGACGACAAAUACCUCUUUCCAUUUUGCGACGAAAUGUAUGAAGAUGGAAAAUUUGCAAGAGAGGUCUACCUCCCCAGGGGGGACUCUGUCCUGGAAAACGGCAACCAAAGCAGCAACAGAAGCGGCAACGAUGACCUCUAUUUACCCUUUCAAGAAUCAACGCCCAGGGGGGAGGAAUCCAUCCCAGAUGAGUUAUUACACAGUAAGCCCCCUACUAGCAAUGUGGAGAGCGAACAUAGCGACGACACACAAUUGAGAAGGCGCGAAUACAUUCGGGGGCAAAUUUGCAGAAUAUUGAAAAAGGAAAACUGGGACGGUGAAGCAGAAAGUAUGUUAAACCUUUUCUUCAGGUGCGUGGAUGUAGAGGCGGAAUGCAGCAAAAAUAGCCACACACUGAUUGGGGAGGACAUAAAAAAGGAUAAAAAGGGAGUUCGAAAGGGGGGGAGAGGGAAAAGGGGAAACAAAACAGGGAUAUGCAAAAAGAAGCAACAACUGGCAGACAUAGAAAGGGGGAAAAACGGGGGUGUGGACAAGUUGGAAAGGGUCUAUUUGGAUGACGCCCCAAGGAGCAUGCCGCUGACCAUGCUAAUAGUAAGAAACUACGAGGAGGGGCAUCUGCAUCAUCAGCAGGAGCGGAAGGAGGGGAGCGAAAAGGUAAGCGUAAAAUAUAAAGUCGAGUUGACAGGUGUGAAAAAUCCCAUGGGGAUGAAGAAAGCAGUAGAAAAGGAAAAAAAUCUGUUUUCAAGGAUAGAAAGGAUAUAUGAUUUUUGUGCUUCAGAUGGAGAGGAAUGUGCAGAACGGUGGGACAAUAACCUGGUAGACAGGUUUAUUCCAUUUCCUAACAUGGGGUGGAGUUGUUCCAAGGAAGGUUAUCAACAUGAGGUGUUAAGUAUUCACUCCGCGUUGGGUCAGGAAAGGGAAGGUGUCUUUUUCGAUGAUGAGCGGGAGAAUCUCAUUAAUGAGGAAAGGAGCCACAUGGGCGGAAAAGGCCUCAUGCUUGGUGAUGCUUUUUUAGGGGUUCCGAAAAAGGAGGGAACUAACAAGGCUAAUAAGUUUGUAAAGAAAUCCCCUCUCGCCAAAUGGAAUGUUAAUGUGUGUACCAAAUCGGUAAAGCAGCCUGGCGGAAAAAACGCUCUUGUGAAAAGGGGUCCCAAGGGUGUAGCUAUCCAUUUUGAUGGAAAGGGUUCUCUGAAAUAUUCCUUUAGGAAAGGUGUACCUGCUGUAGGUGGAAGGCCCGAAGGAAGAGCAAUCCAAAUUGGUACGUCUAAAAAAUCCCCCCUCCCGAGAAAAUCUUCAUUGGAAGGGAAUUAUCCAAAGGGAAAAGCAGCUAAAUGGGGAAAGGCACAUCAUGUAAGUAACUUUAAGGAUUAUCUUAAGCAAAUGAGAAAUACACGGGGAGGUAACAAAACAGAGGAGCCUCUUCCAAAGGAUGGACAAAAAAGGGAGGACUCAAGAGACACACUAGGGGGUUCUCCUUCAUCAAGUUCUACCGUAAAUGUUGUAGAUGAUAAGAAUGAGGGGAAGAUUAUUGGAAAAAGUUUUCUUCUACCAACGGGGGUAGAACCAGAAGUGGCUACGCCAGAAAUUUCGAACCGUCCAAAAGGUGAACCGGAUUCGUAUAGACAGUUAAAAAGCUCCUCAGGGCAUGGCUUCAAAAGGGGAGGAAGUAAGAAAGACGAAGACAUCAAACUUGUGAGUGACCCCCCGAGGGAUGUGUUGGACCCUCUGGUUAAGGCGCAUAAUGGUUCCCAAAAGGAUCAGCCUGACGCGGUGGAAAAAAAAGAAGAUAAGGAAGGAGAAAAAAAAAGAGGAUCUUCCAACACGUUUAAAGAUUCAUAUGCGAGGAAGAACAGUCAGGAUGGUGACAACCCCCGUAGGAGCUUUAAGACGGAUAAACAAAACCGCAAAUCAGUUGAGAAUGGCCCCCAAAGUUUGGAUGGAGGAGGAUCAUCUGGGAAACCUCCUCGAAGGGAAGAAAAGCCGACCUCUAAUGAAAAGGAGGAAGGAACUAAAACGCUGCAUGCAGGGGGGAGAAAGGAGGAAGGGUUAAGAUCUCCACCUAAGGAUGGAAAAAGGGAAAAGGAAGAAAAAGGAAAUUAUAACAGUAGGAGAAGUGAGGGGAUGGUUGACAAGCUUCACCCUAAUUUGAUAGAUCGAUUUUACGAGCCUUCCAAGGGUAGCAAGAUGGGAAAGAAGGAAUCGGAGGAAAGCGCUUUAGAACAAGAAGCAGAUACACUUAACAAGGAAGGAUCGCCUCGAAGAAUACUUAGGUCCAUUGAGGUAGCAUCCCCAGGGAAAAUGAGUUUUAGACACAAGAGUUCUCUCACAGGGGGGAGGAGCAUAUCACAUUUUUUGAGCAAACAUGAGAAGGAAAAGAAGCAAAAGUCUGAUUUGGGCCCAUCAGCAGAGAACAAAAUUUCCAGGGGUAAGAACGAAAAGGCCAAGACUGCAAAAGGGCUUAUUGAGAAGGGCCAAUAUUAUGGUUUUACCAAUUUGGGGAAAAAUGUCGAGCAAAAUAUUUCCCCCCUAAUGGAAGCAAAAGAGGGGGAUCCUCUAAAGUCUCAUCAAAGGAGGAGCCCCCCAAGUGUGAGCAAUAAAAGUGAAAUAAAGUUGACUGCCUCUCACCACGGUACGAGGCGUAUAUUUAAUGAUCCUAGGAAGGAAGACACUCACGAGGGGAAUAACGCGAAGAGGACAACGAACCUGGUUGGACGCCGAAAAAGCAGUCUUAUCAAUCGAAGGGGAAAACCAUCUCCCCGAGCAAUGGGCUCGUUUCCACGCAAAAAGACGCUGAGACAAAUGGACAAACCAGUUUUAAAAAAUGAAAAAGGGAUGGCAAGGAAUUCGAACUAUGUCGAUUUAAGGAAUAUUGAAUGCUCCAAGAGUACCCUCGAAUUUCUUCUUGAAAAAAAAUAUCUCAAAAGAAAUAAUCCAGGUGAAGGAACGGAUGGUACUGAAGGGCAGAAGAAGAAGAAGAAGAAAAAAAAAAAAAAAAAAGACCUUUCACUUGUUUGCAACCAGAGUGUGGGGCGACAGUUGUCCAAACGUUUUGCGAUGAGUAGACAAGAAAAUGAAAAAAAAAUGUCAAACAGGAAAAUCGCAAAUGCGAAGGAAGUACCAGAAACAGAUCAGUUCUCAAAUCUGAGUUACAUUGAGGGCGGCAGAGGGGAGCCCCCCGUCCUUUGGCCGCGAAAAUUGUUUAUUGAGGAGGAGGAAAAAAAAAAAGAAGAAAAGAGGGUUUAUCCACCGUCAUCGGCGUCAUCAUCGGAAGCACCAUCAUCACGAAGGUCAGCCGCCACAACAGCAGGAACACCCGCAGCAGACCUCACACGAGGUGUGGAAAAAAGGGAGGCCUUAAAACUUGCGCAAAUCAAGGCAGCACACACAUCGUGCACGUUGCGUUUAAAUGAGGAAACAAAAGCAACCCCUUUUGGGUAUAACCUCUUGAGACAAGAGAAGGACGAAAGGAAAUUUAAAAGACGAACAAGUCAUGUCCACUCGAGCAAAAGCAGUCUCAGUUAUAGGCUAACAAACGUUGUUCGAGUGAAACGAAAAAUUUACUUGAGUGACAUGGACGUGGAGCGUUCUCCAGGGAUGGAUUCCAGGGGGAGAGAAGACGUGGGAGCGAGUUUUACAGGCGAGGAGGAGGAAACGCAGUCGGAAAGGAGGGUGGUUGAGCAGAUCGAUCAAAUAGGGGACAACAAAAGUGACCAACCAACGGAGGCACACAAAGACAACCACAAAAAUGCAGGAAAAAUCGCAACAACCCUUCGCAAAGCGCCUGCGAAGAAGGCCAAACAGAUAGACCAUUUCUUAACCAUUAAAAUAAAUAUCAUCACGGUUUUUCUACACAGUUCGUAUGUUAAAAAAAUUAACAUGAAGGCAAGUUACAACAUACAGGUGACCAUUUAUUCGUCCAGUGAUAGGAAGACCAUCGAACAGAAUUGGAGGAAGGAGACUUUUCCAUGCUACUUCACAUCGCACACGAGCGGCAUAGGCUUAAGCUCCGACGCGUUCAAGAAGAUUGACGCCAUGUGCGAAAGCGAAACGAAGCAAUUCUUCAAACUGGUGGUAUCUUGUCGUCGGGAGAAGUCCUUCCUCAAAAAGGAGCUCAUACGAAUUUACAGCAGGACGUUUGAGGCGCCCAUAGAAUUGAAAACCUACUCCCUGAGUAAGAACAAGAAGUAUGCCUUCGAAACGGGGAGCUCAAACGACGAGUUGUACGAGAUGAAUGGUAAUGUGGGUGAAAACACGCGUGUGGCGUAG